Molecule: messenger RNA, 1322 nt
Organism: Oreochromis niloticus (Nile tilapia)
Lineage: Eukaryota; Metazoa; Chordata; Actinopteri; Cichliformes; Cichlidae
Product: angiopoietin-related protein 5
Exons: 7
Coding region: 259-1056 (265 amino acids)
Biological process (GO): regulation of immune response; negative regulation of T cell activation
Source: RefSeq, a predicted model, not a curated record
GUGAAAGUUGUGUAACAUUAGGUAAACAAGCUCUUUCAGAGAACAGUGCAGUUCAUGUUGGAUGACUGCAUCAGUUGUUCAGAUUUCAGUUGUCACACUCACACUGACAUAAGGUAGGAAGUGACGCGCUUGUCAUAGCAGUGAAGGGGGUGUGGUAGUUAAGCUACUGGAUAAAGGGACUGCUGCUGUUGUUAAUCUUGAGACGGGGUUUAAGGUUCACCUAACACGCAGUCUUGUCCGUUUUAAACAUAGGUCAAAAUGAAGAGUCUGGUUGUGUAUUGUGGACUCAUCCUGGCAUUUCUUUUGAGCUGCACAGAACAGGCUGGGGUGAAAAAACAGGACAAAGCAGGUUCUCCUCAAGGAACAGACUGCACACAGAUUAAGACUCUGUCACCACGAGCAUCCAGUGGCAUUUAUACGAUCCAGCCGAAUGGAGCCAUGAACAAGUUUAAGGUUUACUGUGAGAUGCGUCCAGAUGGAGGCUGGACGGUCUUUCAAAAACGAAGCGGAGGAGCCGUUUCUUUCCGCAGAAAAUGGGCAGCAUAUAAAACUGGCUUUGGAAACCUGACACAGGACCACUGGCUCGGGCUGAAGAAGAUUUUUUAUCUUACCAAAGAUAAGUCCAAGAAGUGGGCGAUGAGGGUGGAUCUGUGGGAUCAUGAAGAUGGGACUGCUUUCGCUGAGUACAAAAACUUUAGACUGGGAAAUGAGAAAACCGCGUUCAAACUACAUGUUGGGAAGUACCGUGGAAAUGCAGGUGAUGCCAUCCGUGGUGCCUACAAAGGCAUUGAUCAGAAUGGCUAUGGCUUUAGCACAGUUGACCGCGAUAAUGAUGGCUGCUCCCCCUGCAUCUUUGGUGACAUUGCUGAUAGGGCAUGUACCUUUAGAGAGGGCGGCGGGUGGUGGUACAGCAAGUGUGGGUCCGCCAAUUUAAACGGUGACUGGCAUUCCUACGGUGAACACAUAGGUUGGGCUUCGGGCCUCCACUGGCGCACCUGGAAACCACCUGCACCAUACUCAGCCAAGGCCACAAAAAUGAUGAUCAAGUCGGUGUGAAAGGAACCUCCUCAAAUUAUCAAGUGCUGAUUUUUAUUCUGUAAAGAACUUUCAACAAAGCUUUUAAUAAAAGUAACUGUGAAGGAGAUAUAUAAAAUACAAUGCUAAAAGCAUGAAAAUCAGUGUAUUGUUAAUGCUCAGUCAUUUCUGUACUAAACUGAAAAACAUGCCUUCCAGAUAAUCAAGUUCUACCGAGGUCUCUUCCUGUUAAAGCACUGCUUCCCCUCUCUUUUUAUGUAUUAAAAAUAAUUUUACAACAACUAAAA